This is a messenger RNA of Meloidogyne enterolobii, 175 nucleotides long. The record is from the annotation of a GenBank genome assembly. NCBI's taxonomy places the organism in Eukaryota, Metazoa, Nematoda, Chromadorea, Rhabditida, Meloidogynidae.
AAAAAUAUUAAUGACAGAAAAAAAGCAACAAAUUGCUAGUGCUGGCUUUGAACUUGUUCAAUCUUUACACGACAAUCCGGAUGUUUUGCCUCCAUACAACAAAAAAUUGGUUGAUAAAUGCGCCAAACAAAUUAUUGAUCUUUAUAAUGAAAAUGUUCGUUCUUUUAUGGAGUAA